CACCUUUUCUCCGAGAUCAGAAUCGCGUACAAACCCCAGUCAUUAUCGGUCGAAGCUAUCUGUUUAGGAAACUCUCAGUGUACGACGACGAACAAACGCCCAUUACCCGACUGACUCAGGCCCUUUUGGAGGCGAGGCUGGUCAAACGAUCGAAACGAGAAAGGGUGAUUUAUUAUUGUCCCUUGACGCGGCGCAUAAGUGUGGUUCCACAAGGCUGGGGCUUUAUCCCCCCGCCUAAGGUAUUGAUUGAUUGUGAUUGAUUAUUGGACCCCUCUCAUCGUCCUUGUCCUUUGUCAUUGGGGGAAUCGCGCUGUGUCGUGUGGUAUUUGAUCUAGGUGAUCGGUGAUCAGUGGUCACGAUGCCAAAGGAAAGACAGACUUGUACAGAAUGUUCUAUGCGAAGACAGAAAUGCGACCGCAACGUACCAUGCGGUCGCUGCGUCAAACGAGGUGACGCCGACAAAUGUACUCGCGAUUGGCCCGGUGGAUAUGAUCCGAAACUACAUCGGAUCUAUCCACGAUCUAUGGGAAGUGGAGGCAAUCAAAGAGGCGAUAGUCCUCACGGUAGUGGUACCAGUGGUGGCGGCGGAGCCCAGUCGCCUACAGCCACAGUGACGACGGAUUCGAUUCAUCCUUCGUUGAGAACACCUGGAUCGAAUGCAACUUCUGGACCGAGUCCAAGGAAUCCACCACCGCCAUCGACGAUUGGUCAUGGUUCACCGGUGCGACAACCAUCGAGUAGUCAUUAUCGAUCUUCAAUAUCGAUACCCAAUCCUAUAUCCAACCCUAUCUCGCAACCAACAAGCGCAAACAUGAACCCAAACGCAAGUACAACCUCCAACACCGCCCCCACAACAUCCACCAAUUCCCAUUCCAACCCCAACCCCAAUGCCAUCGACACAUCCACCGAACUCGACUUCAUCACAUGGGGCCGAACCAAACUAUCCGACUAUGACCUCAAAGCGCUCGAACUGCUCAAAGAACCGCACCAAGCCGGCGGGGUUCCUAACCGCAUCUCCGCCAAAGAUACCAGCGCCGAUUGGGAACUUCAAAACUGCCUUGGCGGAACCGGAGCCGCACAAGUUUCAUUCUUACAACUUCUCCUCCCGUCACGACGCCAAGUAUACCAAUUAGUUGAAUACCAUGUAUCCAACAUCCUAUGGUAUCACGCCUGUUUCCACGCGCCGACAUUCUAUGAGGAAUUGAACGAGGCGUAUAAGAAUGGACAGGGAGAGCUCCAGAUUCGCGAGACGGAUCUGCGCUGGACGGCCUUGUUGUUUGCGGUCAUGUCGGCGAGUAUGGUGUGUGCGAACGAUCAGAUCGCUCAGACUUGGGGGUUUCGAAAGAGUGAGAGGGCGAAACUCACCAGGCAGUGGUACAAGGCUACCGUGACGUGUUUGAACCUGUCGGAUUAUAUGUGGCGGCAUCAUAUUUACUCGGUCGAGGCCAUCACUGUCUUGACUAUGUCGGCUCAUAUCUUGGGUUUCAGCAAUACGCAGAGCACAUUGCUGGGUGCAGCGUUCAAGAUCGCACAGGGUCUGGGUCUACAGCGACUCGGCCCCGAAGACGACGUUAACAGUGUCACUGGCAAUGCCAUCUCCGCCACCCCGGCACAGCGCGACAAGGCCAUCAAGAGAGAGACGGGUCGUCGACUCUGGUCGCAGAUCUGUCUGCAGGAUUGGUUCUCUAUCCCCUUUUCAGAAAUGUAUUCCAUUCAGCGUUCACAUUACACCACUCUCAAACCUCUCCAUUGCGACGAACACACCAUGCAACCUCUGCCCGACAAUGUCCCUGCCAUGACCAGUUUCCCCGUUUUCCUCAACGCCAUCGCCGAAUUUAUGCCUCAAAUACAUGACGCCAUUAUCAGCUCUAAUACACUAUAUACCAAAUACGAGCAGGUCCUCGAAUACGACUCACGCAUGCGGAGGUUGGCCACUGAAGGUCUCCCCAAAUUCUUCUCCACAAAGGAGCCCAUCGACCCAGACUGGCCACCCUUUAUCCCUUGGGCUCGGCGAGGCCUUACCAUCUGUUUUGCCCACAAGAUCAUCAUGAUUCAUCGGGCCUUUCUCGGCCGAAGCUUCACCGAAUCCAGCUUCGAUUUCACGCGACGAACAUGUAUGGUCGCAGCCAAGACCAUCUUGAAGGAAGCCCGACAAGCUUACGAUGAAGACGGCCCCAUGCUGUGGAUCGAUCAAGCCUUUAUGGUCGCUGCGGGCAUUACUCUUGCCUUGGACAUCUUUCACCGCACCAAUUCGGAGUCCGAGUAUGAAGAACACCGCAAGUUGGUCGAGAACACCAUCAGUCUGCUGAGCAAGUUUGAGCACAGUAUGAUUGCUCUUCGGGGCAUUCGUCUUCUGUCCUCCCUUCUCGCCGAACAAGCACGUCUUUCGGCUGACCAAACUCUGGAGAAUUAUCGGAAAAGGACGUAUGACACGUUGGGCGAUCGAGGGAGCCAGAUGAAGAGGCAGAAAUUCAAUGUGCCCAAAUUUGUCGAGUCAUUUGUGGGAAAUGACAAUUUCACCAAUUCCCUGCGCAACACCAAUCGAGACACCCAGCCGAGCAUGGACUUGUAUGAACCCAACACCAUGGAAACAAGAGCACCCAUGGAUGUGGGAUCUCAAGAGACGUUCAUCACCAGUGAUUUGGGAUAUGAGACGUUUGAGCAAUUAUUCCCGCCCCACACGGGAAUCAGCAACAACUUUUUGUUUGAAGACCUGCUCAAUUUCGACAUAUAGAGUCGAUUGGGGAUGACAUAUGAUGGCUGUUCUGUAUAAUACUUUUCCAGUGACAUUGCUCAAGUAAAUGACGAUCAUAUGACUGUACCCAGGCAGAGGCAAGGCGGUGGGAGUAGGAAGGAUUUGGAUCCAAGGUGGUUCGCGAUAGAACGGUGGUUCUGAUCAUCAGGAUCGCUCACACAGGUUAUAAGCUCAAUAAUAGAUGUCGUUCAAAGGACACGGCCGUGAAUUUGUAUUCCGAGAGAGCUGUGGUUCGUCUUUAGUGCUGGUGGAGAUAGAAUGGCCAGAAACCG
Molecule: messenger RNA, 3027 nt
Organism: Exophiala mesophila
Lineage: Eukaryota; Fungi; Ascomycota; Eurotiomycetes; Chaetothyriales; Herpotrichiellaceae
Exons: 2
Coding region: 359-2734 (791 amino acids)
Biological process (GO): regulation of DNA-templated transcription
Molecular function (GO): zinc ion binding; DNA-binding transcription factor activity, RNA polymerase II-specific
Source: RefSeq, a predicted model, not a curated record